AUGAAUGGAGGACACAGUGGCGCCCCCUUCAGGACAAUCAUCGUCACAGCCUCAGAAGCUCCGACAAAAGCCAAACUAGAGCCGUGGGAUCAGGGAGACACGAAGGAGUCCAAUCAUUCUUCAUCCCUCCGAGCUGGCACCGAGCCGGCUCCUGGGGGGGGGGGGGGGGGGCAGUGGGGGGUUGGGGGGACCGGGUGGGGGGGGGCAGACAUGUGCACUGACACCGGCUCUGCCUACACCGCAAAUGAUGAUGCAUGGCACAGCUGGCAGAUACUAAUUGUGGCUCUAUAUUUUCACCAGUCUGUCACCAGCACGACGCUAACGGAGCUGGGGACUGACACCUUUAAGUGCACCGUAGGAACCAACGAUCACGGAGGAACUAUCAGAGGAAGUCUGGAUGAUACGGUAGGAUAUGAGAGAACGUGA
This is a messenger RNA of Knipowitschia caucasica, 426 nucleotides long. The record is from the annotation of a GenBank genome assembly. Lineage: Eukaryota; Metazoa; Chordata; Actinopteri; Gobiiformes; Gobiidae.